UUGGCGCCGUUUCUCUCUCUCUCUCGUUUCCGUUCCUCUUCGGGAAAAUUAGAGCUUCCAUUCGAAGCUCUCUCUCUCUCUCUCUCUCUCUCUUUUUUCCGAUAAAAUUUCGGGAGAUCGACGGAAAAAUGAGCUUCGCCGCCUCCUGAAUCGUCAGAGAGAGAGAGAGCGCUUGUCGAUUCUCCUGGAAAAUUGGGAGGAAGAGAGAACAACAAUUCAAACCGCGUAGACAUCGCGGUUUUGUUUGUUCUGAUUGAUUGAUGCGAAACUCGGACCCAAUUCUACCGUUUGAGACCGGAAUUCCGACGAUUGUCAGGGAAUUUCCGACACAAUGGAUCCGGAAACAACAGAAAUGUGGGGAGAAGAGUUUACAUUUGAGGAAUUCGACAUCGAUUUCGAAUAUGAAGCCCCUCGCUUCUAUGAUUUCUCCAGGCCAGAACUCGAUUCGGAGAAAGACCAAGCUGAGCUCUGGUUCCAAUAUUCAGGGAGCUAUCCUCCUUCGCCUUUCAGCCUAAUGUCCAACUCGAGGAACGACUUCCUUCAUAAGCAAUUUACGAGCAAAAGCGGAGAUUACAAAACGGGCAAGACUCAAAAUCCCCCCAUCAGAAACUUGGAUGCCGGUUUGGAUCGUGAACAUAAAUAUAACGGGUUCAUAUAUUACAACGAAACUGUUAAAGAUGUUCAAAGUACUAAGCCUAAAUCCAAAACCAAAUCGAUUGUCUCAAAGGGUUCGACGUUGACAAGACCUACUGCAUCUUUCUUGGCAAGGCAGAAUAAACCGCUAGACACUUACUCUACUCAACUUCUCAGAAGAUGUGAGAGGUCAUUAGGGAAGGUGAACGACAAGAUCUCGUCUCUCUUAUCCUCUAUGGUCCAAAACCAGGAUUCCAAAAGACAGAAGCUCAAAGCCGGUUACUUCGGCAAGGUCUCCCGAUUGGAUCAAGCUCAUUUUGUACAUAAGGUUCCAGGAAAGGCAGCUCUUGUUAACUCCGGCAACUGCAGAAGCAAAGUCACUGUUCCAAGAGAACCAAACCUCCUAACAGCCCAAAGGGCUGUAAGACAUCGGUCUAAGGUUAAUCCAGAACCCGAGCAGAGAGUAAAACUGAGUUCUAAUUCAUCCAAAAGGCGCCCUACGAACAAAAACGUUUUGGAAGCUUCAAUGUCUUUUCCGGAAAGGAAUAGCCCUCGGCCCCCAGAUUUUCAGGCUAAAAGUGCAGCCACCGAUGAUUUAAUGAGGCUUACGUCUCGUGAUUCCUCAAAAAGUGGCAAGUUCAAAGGAAUCCACGGCACAAGUACAAACCCGAAAGUUUAUGGAUCUAAAGUUUGCCCGCUGGACCCGUUGACAUCAAGCAGAGAAGACACCAGUGAAGCAAUGGACAUCAAACACGAGAACAAUUUCCCGAGGUUCAUCCAAGGAAUCCGAGGAUCCAACAGAUACAGGCUUUCGAGAUGAAUCUGAAUUAGAAUCUUUUAGCAAGCUCUGCCUCAAAUCCGACCAUGAUUUCCUCCGACUUUAGAACCCCAUGAUCUCUGAACAGACAACGUUGACAGAAAGAAGUUUCUUGUACGGCAUAGACAUGGCGAUAGAGACGAUGGGAGAGUUUUCCAUGGGAAUCACUGAACCUUCUCCUCUGAUGUCAAAAGACACGUUAUCAAGCUUUUACCACUUCUGCUGCUGUCUUUUGAAAUUUCCGUGUUAAUGGAACAGAAGUCGGAGUUUGUAUAUAUACCAUUCUAGUGAAUCCAACGAAUACACGUAUACACCUACGUACACGCGUAUAAUACGGAAAUAUUACAAAAA
Messenger RNA from Tarenaya hassleriana, 1801 nucleotides. RefSeq lists its product as uncharacterized. The transcript has 13 exons. The record is from RefSeq and is a predicted model, not a curated record. Gene Ontology annotation, molecular function: microtubule binding; protein kinase activator activity. Gene Ontology annotation, biological process: regulation of mitotic spindle organization; activation of protein kinase activity; mitotic spindle assembly. The coding region runs from base 332 to 1453 and encodes 373 amino acids. Gene Ontology annotation, cellular component: nuclear microtubule; mitotic spindle. NCBI's taxonomy places the organism in Eukaryota, Viridiplantae, Streptophyta, Magnoliopsida, Brassicales, Cleomaceae.